This is a messenger RNA of Pogoniulus pusillus (Red-fronted tinkerbird), 1651 nucleotides long. RefSeq names its product calcium/calmodulin dependent protein kinase I (gene CAMK1). Gene Ontology annotation, biological process: peptidyl-serine phosphorylation. The record is from RefSeq and is a predicted model, not a curated record. Gene Ontology annotation, cellular component: intracellular anatomical structure. NCBI's taxonomy places the organism in Eukaryota, Metazoa, Chordata, Aves, Piciformes, Lybiidae. Gene Ontology annotation, molecular function: ATP binding; calcium/calmodulin-dependent protein kinase activity; calmodulin binding.
CCAACCCUAUACCCACGCGCGUUCCGUUGUCCUUCCCGUUGCCCGCUUGCCCCGUGCCCGCCUCAACGGGCGUGAGGUGGGUGGGCAAUGGGAGGGGCCCCACAGCGUGUGAUUGCCCCCCCCACCCCACGCAUGUCGCAGGUGGGAGUGGGUGCCCCACCACCCCGGGGCACCAUGCCGCUGGGGCGGGACGGACCCAGCUGGAAGAAGAGGACCGAGGACAUUCGGCGCAUCUACGAUUUCCGAGAGGUCCUGGGCACGGGAGCCUUCUCUGAGGUGGUCCUGGCAGAGGAGAAAGCUACACGGAAACUGGUGGCCAUCAAAUGCAUCGCUAAGAAGGCGCUGGAGGGGAAGGAGACCAGCAUUGAGAACGAGAUCGCUGUCCUCCACAAAAUCAAGCACCCCAAUAUUGUGGCCUUGGAUGACAUCUACGAGAGCAGCACCCACCUCUACCUCAUCAUGCAGCUAGUGUCAGGGGGGGAGCUCUUUGACCGUAUCGUAGAGAAGGGCUUUUACACUGAGCGGGACGCCAGCGCCCUGAUCCGGCAGAUCCUCGAUGCUGUCAAGUACUUGCAUGACAGGGGGAUCGUCCACCGCGACCUGAAGCCCGAGAACCUGCUCUAUUACAGCCUGGACGAGGACUCCAAGAUCAUGAUCAGCGACUUUGGGUUGUCAAAGAUUGAGGGCUGUGGCAGUGUCAUGUCCACAGCCUGUGGCACCCCUGGCUACGUGGCCCCCGAGGUGCUGGCACAGAAGCCCUACAGCAAGGCAGUGGAUUGCUGGUCCAUCGGGGUCAUUGCCUACAUCCUGCUCUGUGGGUUACCCACCCUUCUAUGAUGAGAUGAUGCCAAGCUCUUUGAGCAGAUCCUGCGGGCUGAGUACGAGUUUGACUCACCCUACUGGGAUGACAUCUCGGACUCAGCCAAAGGACUUCAUCCAGCCACCUGAUGGAGAAAGGACCCCAGCAAGCCGCUCACCUGCGAGCAAGCCCUGCAACACCCCUGGAUUGCUGGGGACACAGCCCUGGACAAGAACAUCCAUCAAUCAGUGAGCGAGCAGAUCAAAAAGAACUUUGCAAAGAGCAAGUGGAAGCAAGCCUUCAACGCCACGGCGGUGGUGAGACACAUGAGGAAGCUCCAGCUGGGAACCAGCCAGGAAGGCCCUGGGCAGACAACUCCUACCAGCCCUGGUGAGAGGCCGGUAGGGGGCACCAGCAACGGGUCGGACUGCAGACGCUCACCCACAAGCAGAGCUCAGCGCCUCUCACCAGACUGAGCACAGCCCCACAUGGCCACGUCCUGGGGUUGCUGAGGAAGGGGCCAGGGGUCCCAGCCCUGCCGUGGGCACAGCAUGGGGUGGGGGCCCUGCAGUGCUGGAGCAGAGGGGAUGAUGAAGGGCUCCCUGCCCUGCUCUUCAUGGGAGUGUAUGACUGUCCCCCACCACAGGCUCACAGCAGAGCUCUGCGUUGGGGCAAGGGCAGCCUCCAGGAACUCUCACACAGCUUGAGGCUGCGUCCUGGACUCCUUCUUGGCCCCCAAGCCUGCCCUGACACACCACUGACCCACACCCACCUCUCCACAGCAUGUACAAGGAGAAUUUUCCAAAUAGAUGUUUCUAUUUUAUUGCUUGUAAUAAAGGCAAGAGGCCAACA